AUGAGUGAGUUAUAUAUUACACAACCUACUCUUGAAUACUUUGAUAGAGAAUCAGGUUUUACACCAGAACAAAUGAUUCAAAAAAUAUCAACAUCAACAACACUUUAUGUGGGAAAUGUUAGUCAUUCCAUGAAUGAUAAGAGAGUAUAUACAUUAUUUGGAAGAUUUGGAAAUAUUAACCGAGUUAUUAUGGGUGUUAAUCAUUCAAACGAACCAUGUGGUUUUUGUUUUGUAGAAUUUAAUAAAAGAAAUGAUGCUGCAUUAGCAAUGAAAGCCUUAGAUAGAACUCAAGUAUUUGGACAAUAUAUUAGAAUUGAUUGGGAUUAUGGUUUUGUUGAAGGAAGACAAUACGGGAGAGGAGAUGGUGGUGAACAAAAACAAACUCAACGUAAAAGAAAGUUUUAUAAUCAUUCUGAUAAUUAUAGAAAUGAAAGAAGAUUUGAAUUUCAUGAAGACAAUAGAAGAAAUGACUAUGACGAUGGCUGUGAGCCUAGAAGAAGAUACGUUGAUGAAGAAGAUCAAUUACCUUCACGUAGAGGAGAUAGAAGAUAUUAA
Molecule: messenger RNA, 555 nt
Organism: Entamoeba dispar SAW760
Lineage: Eukaryota; Evosea; Mastigamoebida; Endamoebidae
Product: nuclear cap-binding protein subunit, putative
Exons: 1
Coding region: 1-555 (184 amino acids)
Biological process (GO): mRNA cis splicing, via spliceosome
Cellular component (GO): nuclear cap binding complex
Molecular function (GO): RNA cap binding
Source: RefSeq, a predicted model, not a curated record